CCUGUAUCAGUUUUAUUAUAACACUACCUGAAUGCAAACAUUAAAAAAUUAUUAAAAAAAAAAUGUGUCAAUGCGAAAGUUGUGCCUGUAUGGACGAUAAGUGCGGUACUACACUUAAGGAAAAACAAAUUGUUGUUAUCGUCUUGUCCUGGGUAUACACUCUCUUUACUCUGAUAUAUGCAGCAGUUAAAAUUGAUGCGGCUGCCUCUUCGUCUAAUAUGCUACAAACAAGAAGCGAAAAAGACGCGUGUAUUGCAUACAUAGUCAUAUUGGUAUUGACGUGCUUACAAAUUGUAGGCGCCAUAUUUCUUACAGUCGGUUUUUGCUGUAACAAAAAACUUCUAUAUUUACUCGGCAUUAUUUUUACCUCGUUACUGCUAUGGCUGCCAAUUCUUCAAAUCUUUCUUAUCAUAUGGGCGUGUCGAUAUUAUAGCGUAAAAAUGUAGGGUUCGAUAGGAAACUAUUUGAAGCAAAUAAUAUGUCAACUCCAGUGUUUAUGCGUGUAUAUGUCAAGUUCAAUGUUUCAAAUAAGCUGCUGCAAAAUUAUCUGUUGAAAAUAAAAAUUGG
Molecule: messenger RNA, 567 nt
Organism: Drosophila novamexicana
Lineage: Eukaryota; Metazoa; Arthropoda; Insecta; Diptera; Drosophilidae
Exons: 4
Coding region: 63-446 (127 amino acids)
Source: RefSeq, a predicted model, not a curated record